UUUGUCCGUGUGUAAGUGCGGUGCGUUCUGUGGAAAUAAUUGUAAUUAUUAAUAUACAUAUUAAACAUUUCUGAAAAGUUCUAACAUUUGUAAAGAAAAAAAGUAAUAUGGCCGAUGUUAACGAUUCUAAUGGAAACUAUGACAACGAAGAUGAGAUUACGGAGCCAGAGCAGCUACGCAAGCUGUUCAUUGGCGGCCUGGAUUACCGUACCACAGACGAUGGUCUCAAGGCACAUUUUGAGAAAUGGGGCAAUAUUGUUGACGUGGUGGUUAUGAAGGAUCCCAAAACGAAGCGCUCUCGUGGUUUCGGCUUUAUUACCUAUUCGCAGUCGUACAUGAUCGACAAUGCGCAGAAUGCUCGACCUCACAAAAUCGAUGGGCGCACCGUUGAGCCGAAACGAGCGGUACCUCGCCAGGAGAUUGACAGUCCUAAUGCUGGCGCCACAGUCAAAAAGCUGUUUGUUGGAGGUCUGCGUGAUGAUCAUGACGAGGAAUGCUUGCGUGAGUACUUCAAGGACUUUGGCAAUAUCGUAGGCAUCAACAUCGUGUCAGACAAGGACACUGGCAAGAAACGUGGUUUCGCUUUUAUCGAAUUUGAUGACUAUGAUCCAGUUGACAAGAUUAUCUUGCAAAAGAACCACAGCAUUAAGAAUAAAAUAUUGGAUGUGAAGAAAGCCAUUGCCAAACAGGACAUGGAUCGGCAAGGCGGUGGUGGCGGCGGCGGUGGAGGUGGCCGCGGUGGACCCGGCGGUCGUGUUGGAGGUGGCCGUGGGGAUAGAGGCAACCAAGGUGGCGGCUGGGGCAACAACCGUCAAAACGGUGGUGGUAACUGGAGUGGCUCCGGAGGUGGCGGUUUUGGCAACAACGGCAAUUUCGGGGGCAACCAAGGCAGCUGGAACCAACCAAGCGGACCGUGGAACAACCAGGGCAAUAGCGGCUGGAACAAUGGCGGCGGUGGUGGUGGCGGCGGCUAUGGGGGCAAUGCCAAUGGAAACUGGGGAGGUAAUAAUGGUGGUAGCUUCGGCAAUGACUACCAACAAAGCUACGGCGGUGGCCCUCAGCGAAACAACAACUUUGGCAACAACCGACCGGCACCCUAUAAUCAAGGUGGUUUUAACAAGGGUGGCAACCAGGGUGGUGGUGGCGGCGGCCAGGGAGGCUUCGGUGGUGGAAAUAACUACAACACUAGCGGCGGUGGAGGCCAAGGAGGCAAUAUGGGCGGUGGCAAUAGACGUUACUAACCUAACCCGAGGUAAACACAUACAGAAUCAGUUCAUGCUAGACAAACAAACAGUCUAGGAACAGGCAGGCAGGCAAAUACAGAGACAGAGAGAGUGAAAAACAGUGGGCAAAUCAGGCAGACAAAAUACAAAAAAAAAUCUAAGAACAAGCAUAUACAGAAAAUGAAGUUCAGGCAGUCGGCAGAGAACUCAAGGCCAGCCCAAUCAAGAUAAAUUACAUUAAUAAUUUUAAAAAACUCCCAGAAAAUUUAAGAAAUUUUGCAUAAGAUCAACAAACAAAAAAACAAAAAGAUAAAGAAAAAAAAACUCCACCUACCAACAAAUGUUAUUUGUCCUAUCUACAUUAAUUCAAUGAUCACUUCAUGUUUAGGAUAUUAAGAACCCUGAAACGCUUAGAUUUAACUGCAUUAACAAACGAAAAAAGAUCAGUAAAACAAGAAAUAUACUAAACUAUACAUUUUAAUUUAAAACUGACUAUUGAAAACCGAAGCAGAGCGCAAGAGAUCUUCCGUUUAUGUGCGAAGAGCUUGUUAUCGCGUGUGGAUUGGGAAAUCCAAUUGCAAAUGGCAAAAAGGUAGUGUACCUUGCAUCUUAAACUAGCUUAUUUUCGUAAUGGGCCAGUUUUACUUUCUUUCCACUCAUUAUUUUUUGUUGCACUGAUAUGAUGCAACCCUUAAAAAAUAUCUUUAUAUAUAGAAAUGUAUUUUGUAAUAUUUUUUGUACUCUUAAGCAUUUUUUAUAUAAUUUAAUUUAUGAAACACGGCAGCGGUUAAGCGAUAAUCAUGUUACAACCCUAUAUUCUGAUGAUACAGCGAAUGCGCCUAAAUAUAAUUGUGCAUAGACAAUUUUGAUUAUAUAAAGAUUUUACACACAUAAUUUUUCUAACAUGCCGACUAAAAAUAUAUAGACCUUUACAUACCAAUCCUGUUAGCGUAUAAGUAACAACAGCUACUAUAAAAUUCAAAUAUUGGUUAAAGAUACCGAAAAUUACUGUAAUAGUGCACUACGAGGUACAGAAAGCCAAAAGAAAUAAAACAAAUUACGUUA
This is a messenger RNA of Scaptodrosophila lebanonensis, 2288 nucleotides long. RefSeq names its product heterogeneous nuclear ribonucleoprotein 87F (gene Hrb87F). The record is from RefSeq and is a predicted model, not a curated record. The transcript is spliced from 4 exons. Gene Ontology annotation, molecular function: RNA binding. Lineage: Eukaryota; Metazoa; Arthropoda; Insecta; Diptera; Drosophilidae. The coding region runs from base 108 to 1241 and encodes 377 amino acids.